UGCUACAGGCUUCCAUGCUUUCAAUCACUUGCGGUCUUCUAUUCUCUUUGUAAUUCCUUCUUCUUCCCUUCGUUUUCGUGCUGUAGCAGCAAGGCUACAAAUACCCGCCCCCAAGCCGCGACGACAGCAUCCCGCGUCGGCCACGCAACCUUCUGACAGUUCUACGACUUCGCGCACACAACCGCAGACGAGCAGCGAGCUAGAGGCUGCCCUGCAACAUGGCGACCGCUGCGCAGACAACGGGCGCAGAGCCCAAGGCGGAUGAGCUGCGGAGAAGAAACGUCGCUGGUCAACCGGCCACGGCGGCACCGGCUGUGGCACAAGCCCCGGCGCCAGAGAAGGCCAAAGAGAAGCCUUUCAACAUCAUCGCUUUCUUCGACGAAUACGAGUUCAUAUGGGCCCCUCUGAUAUUCACCGCGCUCGCCUUCUUCACGCGCAUGUGGAAAAUCGGUCUGUCGCCAAUCGUGACAUGGGACGAAGCUCAUUUCGGAAAGUUCGGCUCCCACUACCUCAAACGCGAGUUCUACUUCGAUGUGCACCCACCGCUAGGGAAGAUGCUAGUUGGUCUGUCGGGAUACCUCGCAGGAUACAAUGGCUCGUUCGAAUUCAAGUCUGGAGAAACUUACCCUGAGGAGCUCAACUAUACCUUCAUGCGCCUCUUCAACUCGGCCUUCGGCGCAGUCUGCGUCCCCUUGGCGUACUUUACCGCGAAAGAGCUAAACUUCCGCAGACCCACCGUGUGGCUCGUUACCAUGAUGGUUCUGUUCGAAAACUCGUACACCACCAUUAGCAGAUUCAUUCUGCUCGACUCGAUGCUUCUCUGCUUUACCUUCACGACCGUCUUCUGCUGGUCUAAAUUUCACCGCCUCCGACAUGACCCCUUUGCGCCUGAAUGGGGCCUGUGGUUGAUGUUGCUCGGUGUCUCGAUUGGAUGUGUGUGCAGCGUCAAGUGGGUUGGUUUCUUCGUCACCGCAUUGGUUGGAUUAUACACUAUCGAAGAUCUUUGGAACAAAUUCGGGGACCUCAGGAUGCCAAAGAUGGAGCUAGCCGUACACUUAGGUUUCCGCGUCUUCGGUCUGAUCCUCAUUCCGCUCAUGGUCUACAUGUUCUCCUUCUACCUGCACUUCCUCAUUCUUGAAAACAGCGGUCCUGGAGAUGCUCAGAUGAGCUCUCUCUUCCAAGCUAACCUUCGCGGUACCGAGGUUGGCAAAGACAGCCCGCUCGAGGUCGCGUAUGGCUCUCGCGCAACCUUAAAGAACAUGGGAUACGGAGGAGGUCUACUUCAUUCUCACCACCAAACCUACCCGGAGGGUUCAGCACAACAGCAAAUCACGUGUUACCAUCACAAGGAUGCCAACAACGACUGGUUCUUCUACCCGAACCGCCAUGAGGCAGAGUAUCAGCCAGAUGAGGAACUUCGCUUCCCUGGUAAUGGCGAUACCAUUCGGCUUAUCCACGCCCAAACCGGCCGCAAUCUCCACUCGCACCAGAUCGCCGCUCCGGUCACGAAGGCAGAUUGGGAAGUUUCUUGCUACGGUAACACCACUGUCGGCGACACCAAGGAUCACUGGGUGGUUGAAGUUGUGCGUGAUGCGGCGUCGAGAGAUUACUCCAAAAUUCGCACGCUCACGACUGCAUUCCGACUGAAACACAAGGAUCUCGGAUGCUAUCUCCGUGCUGGCAAUGUCAACCUGCCUCAGUGGGGUUUCAAGCAGAUUGAGACAACCUGCGUGAAGGAGAACAAGCCGCGCGAUGUCUAUACCCACUGGAACGUUGAGAGCCAUUGGAACGAUAGACUUCCCCCUGGUGAUCCAGGAUCCUACAAGUCUCCCUUCCUCCAGGACUUCAUCCACCUCAAUGUUGCUAUGAUGACCUCUAAUAACGCCCUUGUUCCCGAUCCAGACAAGCAAGAUGACCUUGCCUCGCAGUGGUGGCAGUGGCCCCUCCUCCAUGUCGGCCUCCGCAUGUGCGGUUGGGAUGAUAAAAUUGUCAAGUACUUUCUUCUCGGCAACCCAGCCGUCUACUGGGGCAGCACCGCCAGUCUCGCCAUCUUUGGACUCUUGGUCGCGUGGUACCUAAUCCGCUGGCAACGCGGCUACGAAGAUCUCAAACCCGCCGAAAUCGACCACAUUCACUACUCGGGUCUCUACCCGGUUGUCGGCUGGUUCCUGCACUAUCUGCCCUUCGUCGCUAUGGGCCGCGUCACUUACGUCCACCAUUACUACCCCGCGCUGUACUUCGCUAUUCUCACUGCCGGCUUCUGCCUUGACUGGGCGACCAGGAGGCUGAACAAGCAGGUCAACUGGAUUAUCUUCGGUGCGCUCUACGUUCUUAUCAUUGGGCUCUUUUGGCUGUUCAGGGCGAUCUGCUUUGGUAUGGUGGGACCGAGCUCGCAGUGGCAGCACCUCAAGUGGUUCAGCACGUGGAGGAUCACGGACUAAGGGAAAGGAGAAGCGGCCAUAAACCUGUGACGCCCUUGGCCGUUCACCUGCGAUCAAUAAAAGCGCGAAAGGCUUCCGUCACCACCGACAGCCUGCGACCCGACGGUUUCGGCACUUUGCCAUGUAACAUCAGCUUCUUCUUACUUUUCGUUUGUUCCUGCUUUUUGCUUCCAAAGCAACUAGGGAUAGGUCUUAGAGUCUAUAUGCGAUAG
Messenger RNA from Trematosphaeria pertusa, 2653 nucleotides. RefSeq names its product glycosyltransferase family 39 protein. Bases 219 to 2441 code for a protein of 740 amino acids. The transcript is spliced from 6 exons. Gene Ontology annotation, cellular component: endoplasmic reticulum; membrane. NCBI's taxonomy places the organism in Eukaryota, Fungi, Ascomycota, Dothideomycetes, Pleosporales, Trematosphaeriaceae. Gene Ontology annotation, molecular function: dolichyl-phosphate-mannose-protein mannosyltransferase activity. Gene Ontology annotation, biological process: protein O-linked glycosylation via mannose. The record is from RefSeq and is a predicted model, not a curated record.